Molecule: messenger RNA, 1185 nt
Organism: Larimichthys crocea (large yellow croaker)
Lineage: Eukaryota; Metazoa; Chordata; Actinopteri; Sciaenidae
Product: low choriolytic enzyme
Exons: 10
Coding region: 74-943 (289 amino acids)
Biological process (GO): proteolysis
Molecular function (GO): zinc ion binding; metalloendopeptidase activity
Source: RefSeq, a predicted model, not a curated record
ACCUAUAUAAGAUCCAGCACAUCUGUUUCCCCUGCCAUUUUCGUUGUCUGCUGCUGCUGUCUUACAAUCAGCCAUGAUCUUCCAAGCUACCGUCAUCAGUGUCCUCUUCUGCUCUGUCCACAGUUUUACUGUACAGGAUCUCCUUGGAAAGACUGAUAAUCACUCUGGCAACACCAUUGAGGACGAUGAGUUCAGUAUCUCUACACUGUUAGAGAAGGCCAAUGUAAAUGUUGGAAAGAACAUAGAUGAGCCUCUCGUGAUGUUUGGAGACAUAGCAAUGCCAACAGGUCUGCAGAACGCUGAUCCCUGCACAAGUCGAGGAUGCCUGUGGCCUAAAGCCUCUGAUGGCAACGUCUACAUACCCUUCCGCAUCUCUAACCAGUACUCCCGACGUGAGAGGAACACUAUCAUCCAAGGCCUGCGCUCAUUUGCUGCAUCCACCUGCAUUCGCUUCACUCCCCACAAUGGUCAGAGAGACUUUGUGAACAUCCAGUCUCUCUCGGGCUGUUUCUCCUUUGUCGGGCGUCGUGGUGGUGGCCAGACAGUGUCUUUGAGUCGUCAGGGCUGUGUUUUCCAACAGAUCAUCCAACACGAGCUGCUCCAUGCCAUGGGCUUCAACCAUGAACAGACCCGGUCCGACAGGGACCUGCACGUUCGCAUCCUGCUGCAGAAUGUCAUCCGUGGAAUGGAAAACAACUUCAGGAUAAUCAAUACAAGGAACCUUGACACUCCCUAUGACUACAACUCUGUCAUGCACUAUGGAAGGUUUGCCUUCUCUAGGAACAGGCAGCCAACCAUCAUUCCUAUCCCCAACAACAAUGUAGCUAUCGGCAGAGCGACCCAAAUGAGCCCGACUGACAUCCUUCGGGUGAACCGCCUCUAUCGCUGCAAUUCAACUUCCAGACCUGACCCAGAACCUAUGCAAAGAAACCAUGUCCUCUAGAAAUGAAAGAAAUCAAGAGGAAAUGAGGCAGGUGGAUUCAAUGUUUAAUCUACAAGCAAAAUCAGAUGCAUCUUGUGCUAAAUGAAUUUCAGAAUUUUAUUAAAUAAGCUUCAGUUCUGACCUAAUCAGAAAUCAGUAUUUAGUGAAAUUGUCACAAAUUUGCAUUUAUAUAUAACUAUGCAAUACUUGAUUUCAAGCUUGAUUAAAUGCUUAUAAUGAAUAAAAAUAUAUAUACAAACAUU